This is a messenger RNA of Nerophis ophidion (straightnose pipefish), 6771 nucleotides long. It is a transcript of the gene ugt8, whose product is annotated as UDP glycosyltransferase 8. The transcript has 6 exons. The record is from RefSeq and is a predicted model, not a curated record. Bases 205 to 1839 code for a protein of 544 amino acids. Lineage: Eukaryota; Metazoa; Chordata; Actinopteri; Syngnathiformes; Syngnathidae. Gene Ontology annotation, molecular function: UDP-glycosyltransferase activity.
GCGGAGGUGAUUAGUCCCACCCUCCAGUCGUCGUCCCGCACACCCGGGGAGCCACUUCACCAUUUGCGCCUCGAGGAGUCCACAUAAGUAGUUUAUUUAUGAGUGUGGUGCGUUGAGGAGUCCACAUAAGUAGUUUAUUUAUGCCUCUCCCUGUCCCCGAGGAAAAGGAAUUGUCUUCUUCUGCUCAGGAACUACAUUGGAGCCAUGCUGCGGCCUGCGUCACUCCUCCUGCUCCUCGGCCUCUUCAGCUGGCCUCCCAGUCCGUCACGGGCCGCUAAAAUCCUGGUGGUGCCACCCACGCUGUUUGAGUCGCACAUGUACAUCUUCCACAGGCUGGCCCUGGCUCUGCACCAGGAGGCCCACGAGGUGCACUUCCUGGUCUGCGAGGGCCGGGAGGUGCGGCCCUCCCCUCACUAUCAGCUGCAGCGCUACCCCGGCAUCUUCAACAGCAGCAUGGCCGAAAGCUUUCUGCAGACCCGAGUCCGCAACAUCUUCGCCGGGCGCCUUACCUUCCUGGAGCUUUUUGACAUCCUGGACUACUACAGCCAAAACUGCGACGCCAUCUUGGGCAACGCGGAGGUGAUGGCCCGGCUCAAGCGGGCCAACUUCCAGCUGCUGCUGGUGGACCCCAACGAAAUGUGCGGCUUCGUACUGGCGCACGUGCUGGGCCUGAAGUACGCCGUGGUCAGCACCGGUUUGUGGUACCCGACGGAGGUGUGCGCCCCGGCCCCGCUCUCCUACGUGCCGGCCUUCAACUCCUUGCUGACCGACCGCAUGUCGCUGCCGCAGAGGAUCUCCAACACGGUCGUCUACCUCUUGGAGAACUUUGGCGUCAAUUUCAUUUUGAUCCCCAAGUACGACCGCAUCAUGAAGAAGCACGGGGUCACGCCGCCAGUGGCCAUGACGGAACUGGUGCGGGGGAGCCAGAUGUGGAUGCUGAGCACGGACUUGGCGCUGGAGUUCCCCAGGCCCACCUUGCCCCACGUGGUCUACGUCGGAGGCAUCCUGAACAGACCGGCCAACCCACUGCCACAGAGUUUUGGGGCGUGGCUUAAUGCGACAGCUGACCAGGGCUUUGUUGUGGUGUCCUUCGGCGCCGGGGUCAAGUACCUCUCCCAUGACAUUGCACACAAACUGGCAGGAGCCCUCGCCAGGCUACCCCAGCACGUCAUCUGGAGGUUUUCAGGCGUCCCGCCCAGUAACCUUGGCAACAACACCAAGCUUGUUGACUGGAUGCCUCAGAAUGACCUAUUAGGUCAUCCCAACAUAAAAGCCUUCCUGAGCCACGGAGGACUGAACAGCAUCUUCGAGGCUCUGUACCACGGGGUGCCGGUGGUGGGCGUGCCCCUGUUUGGAGACCACUAUGACACCAUGAUCCGCGUCACCGCCAAAGGGAUGGGCAUCAUGUUGCACUGGAAGAGCAUGAGCCAAGAUGACCUUCACAACGCCCUGGCCACCGUCAUCAAGGACACAAGGUACCGCCAACAAGCUGCAGUUCUGUCCAACAUCCACAAGGACCAGCCGGACCCCCCCGUGUCCAGAGUGGUCUACUGGAUCAACUACAUCCUGCGCCACAACGGCACCCAACACCUGCGCGCCGCCGUCUACGACAUCUCCCUCUACCAGUACUUCCUGCUGGACGUCAUCCUGGUGGUGGGGGCCGCCUUGGCCUUCGCCAACUUCACCUUGAGGCGUUUGGGGCCGUUACUGCGGGCAACGUGGGGAGGGCGGGGCCAGGCCCAGGCCCAGCGACUCUGCAGGCCGGAGGGCAAUGCCGCCAACGGGCACUGCCACUGCAUGGCCAACGGCUCUGUGGAGGGCGACAAGAAGGUCAAUUGAUGUUCUUGCAAGGCCAGGAGGCGCUGGCUCAGGUCACCCAGUGUGUGUGUGUCGUGUGUGUGUGUGUGUGUGUGUGUGUGUGAGGAUGAAGCACGUCUUACUGACCUCCUAGCGGUGGAAUGACGAUGAAGACACGCGAACCUUUGGCAAUAUUUUAACUCUUCAUCCUUUUCCUUGUCUUCCCAAAGUGUAACUGAAGCUAUUUAUUACUGUACAAACACCUUUUAAUGAUGGCAAUGAUUCUAAUUUAUUGAAUGAACUGGUGGACACACACACACACACACACACACACGCACACACACACACACACACACACACACACACUGGUGGAUGAUGUACCAGCACAACCCUCUUAUGGCCUCUUCAUUAGGUACAUGCUACAAGUCUCAACUACUUUCCAUUUCACUCAAGUCACCAAGUACUUUACACACCAUACAGUAGAUGUAGAUCAUCUAUAUCUGCUGUACAUGUACUUUACACACCAUAUAGUAGAUGUAGAUGAUCUAUAUCUGCUGUACAUGUACUUUACACACCAUAUAGUAGAUGUAGAUGAUCUAUAUCUGCUCAAACAUGUACUUUACACACCAUAUAGUAGAUGCAGAUGAUCUAUAUCUGCUGUACAUGUACUUUACACACCAUAUGGUUGAUGUAGAUGAUCUAUAUCUGCUGUACAUGUACUUUACACACCAUAUAGUAGAUGUAGAUGAUCUAUAUCUGCUCAAACAUGUUUUUUACACACCAUAUAGUAGAUGUAGAUGAUCUAUAUCUGCUGUACAUGUACUUUACACGCCAUAUAGUAGAUGUAGAUGAUAUAUAUCUGCUGUACAUGUACUUUACACACCAUAUAGUAGAUGUAGAUGAUCUAUAUCUGCUCAAACAUGUACUUUACACACCAUAUAGUAGAUGUAGAUCAUCUAUAUCUGCUCAAACAUGUAUUUUACACACCAUAUAGUAGAUGUAGAUCAUCUAUAUCUGCUGUACAUGUACUUUACACACCAUAUAGUAGAUGUAGAUGAUCUAUAUCUGCUGUACAUGUACUUUACACACCAUAUAGUAGAUGUAGAUGAUCUAUAUCGGCUGUACAUGUACUUUACACACCAUAUAGUAGAUGUAGAUCAUCUAUAUCUGCUGUACAUGUACUUUACACACCAUAUAGUAGAUGUAGAUGAUCUAUAUCUGCUGUACAUGUACUUUACACACCAUAUAGUAGAUGUAGAUGAUCUAUAUCUGCUGUACAUGUACUUUACACACCAUAUAGUAGAUGUAGAUGAUCUAUAUCUGCUGUACAUGUACUUUACACACCAUAUAGUAGAUGUAGAUGAUCUAUAUCUGCUGUACAUGUACUUUACACACCAUAUAGUAGAUGUAGAUGAUCUAUAUCUGCUGUACAUGUACUUUACACACCAUAUAGUAGAUGUAGAUGAUCUAUAUCUGCUGUACAUGUACUUUACACACCAUAUAGUAGAUGUAGAUGAUCUAUAUCUGCUCAAACAUGUUUUUUACACACCAUAUAGUAGAUGUAGAUCAUCUAUAUCUGCUCAAACAUGUAUUUUACACAUCUAUUACAAACCCCGUUUCCAUAUGAGUUGGGAAAUGGUGUUAGAUGUAAAUAUAAACAGAAUACAAUGAUUUGCAAAUCCUUUUCAAGCCAUAUUCAGUUGAAUAUGCUACAAAGACAACAUAUUUCAUGUUCAAACACAUAAACACUUUUUUUAUGUGUCAAAUAAUCAUUAACUUUAGAAUUUGAUGCUAGCAACACGUGACAAAGUAGUUGGGAAAGGGCAUGUUCACCACUGUGUAAGUUACCCAUGCCUUGGGCACUAAUACACCCCCCAUACCAUCACAGAUUUACUUAGCAUUUCAUGGAAGCUGUUUUUAUAGCCAAUCAUGGCACCCACCUGUUCCCAAUUAGCCUGCACACCUGUGGGAUGUUCCAAAUAAGUGUUUGAUGAGCAUUCCUCAACUUGCUCGGUCUUUUUUGACACUUGUGCCAGCUUUUUUUAAUCAUGUUGCAGUGCUCCAAUUCUAAAUGAGCUAAUAUUUGCAAAAAAUAACAACGUUUUUCAGUGUGAAGAUGAAAUAUCUGGUCUUUGAAGUCUAUUUAGUUGAAUAUAAGUUGAAAAGGAUUUGUUGUGUUCUCUUUUUAUUUACCUUUUACACAACCUGACUACUUCACUGCUUUUGUGUGUGUGUGUGUGUGUGUGUGUGUGUGUGUAAGGGGUGUGGUCACUUUGUUAGAAACCCCCAAUGUGACAUUCCUCAUCACUGUAUAUUACUUUUGUGUAGUAAAUGUUGCAAAGCAGCCUUGAAUAUAUUUGUCUGAAAGGAAGUGUGUUAGUGUACAUCACUGAAGUGUGUUAGUGUACAUCACUGAAGUGUGUUACUGUACAUCACUGAAGUGUGUUAGUGUACAUCACUGAAGUGUGUUACUGUACAUCACUGAAGUGUGUUAGUGUACAUCACUGAAGUGUGUUACUGUACAUCACUGAAGUGUGUUAGUGUACAUCACUGAAGUGUGUUACUGUACAUCACUGAAGUGUGUUAGUGUACAUCACUGAAGUGUGUUACUGUACAUCACUGAAGUGUGUUAGUGUACAUCACUGAAGUGUGUUAUUGUACAUCACUGAAGUGUGUUAGUGUACAUCACUGAAGUGUGUUAGUGUACAUCACUGAAGUGUGUUAGUGUACAUCACUGAAGUGUGUUAGUGUACAUCACUGAAGUGUGUUACUGUACAUCACUGAAGUGUGUUAGUGUACAUCACUGAAGUGUGUUACUGUACAUCACUUAAGUGUGUUAGUGUACAUCACUGAAGUGUGUUAGUGUACAUCACUGAAGUGUGUUAGUGUACAUCACUGAAGUGUGUUAUUGUACAUCACUGAAGUGUGUUAGUGUACAUCACUGAAGUGUGUUAGUGUGCAUCACUGAAGUGUGUUACUGUACAUCACUGAAGUGUGUUAGUGUACAUCACUGAAGUGUGUUAGUGUACAUCACUGAAGUGUGUUAGUGUACAUCACUGAAGUGUGUUAUUGUACAUCACUGAAGUGUGUUAGUGUACAUCACUGAAGUGUGUUAGUGUACAUCACUGAAGUGUGUUAGUGUACAUCACUGAAGUGUGUUACUGUACAUCACUGAAGUGUGUUAGUGUACAUCACUGAAGUGUGUUAGUGUACAUCACUGAAGUGUGUUAGUGUACAUCACUGAAGUGUGUUAGUGUACAUCACUGAAGUGUGUUACUGUACAUCACUGAAGUGUGUUAGUGUACAUCACUGAAGUGUGUUAGUGUACAUCACUGAAGUGUGUUAGUGUACAUCACUGAAGUGUGUUACUGUACAUCACUGAAGUGUGUUAGUGUACAUCACUGAAGUGUGUUAGUGUACAUCACUGAAGUGUGUUAGUGUACAUCACUGAAGUGUGUUAGUGAACAUCACUGAAGUGUGUUACUGUACAUCACUGAAGUGUGUUAGUGUACAUCACUGAAGUGUGUUAGUGUACAUCACUGAAGUGUGUUAGUGUACAUCACUGAAGUGUGUUAGUGUACAUCACUGAAGUGUGUUAGUGUACAUCACUGAAGUGUGUUAUUGUACAUCACUGAAGUGUGUUAGUGUACAUCACUGAAGUGUGUUAUUGUACAUCACUGAAGUGUGUUAGUGUACAUCACUGAAGUGUGUUAGUGUACAUCACUGAAGUGUGUUAGUGUACAUCACUGAAGUGUGUUAGUGUACAUCACUGAAGUGUGUUAGUGUACAUCACUGAAGUGUGUUAGUGUACAUCACUGAAGCCUUUUUGACCCUGUGAGCUGCAAAGACCCAGGACAGGUGGGACAGACCCCGGUCUGAGACUUGAAUAGUCACAUGAACAAUGAGCAGGUGUGUCAGGACACAACCUUGUACUAUUUCUUCUGGCUUCUGCUUAUUAGUCCAGUCUUCUUCAUUCUUCUGAUAGUCCAGCUCACUCUUCAUGUACAUCAUUCUUGUGAUAGUCCUGCUCACUCUUCAUGUACAUUUAAGUCUCACCUUAAAACUCAUCUGUAUACUCUAGCCUUUAAAUAGACCUCCUUUUUAGACCAGUUGAUCUGCCGCUUCUUUUCUUUCUCCUAUGUCCCCCCCUCCCUUGUGGAGGGGGUCCGGUCCGAUGACCAUGGAUGAAGUACUGGCUGUCCAGAGUCGAGACCCAGGAUGGACCGCUCGUCGGGACCCAGGAUGGACCGCUCUCCUGUAUCGGUUGGGGACAUCUCUACGCUGCUGAUCCGCUUGAGAUGGUUUCCUGUGGACGGGACUCUCGCUGCUGUCUUGGAUCCGCUUUGAACUGAACUCUCGCGGCUGUGUUGGAGCCACUAUGGAUUGAACUUUCACAGUAUCAUGUUAGACCCGCUCCACAUCCAUUGCUUUCGGUCCCCUAGAGAGGGGGGGUUGCCCACAUCUGAGGUCCUCUCCAAGGUUUCUCAUAGUCAGCAUUGUCACUGGCGUCCCACUGGAUGUGAAUUCUCCCUGCCCACUGGGUGUGAGUUUUCCUUGCCCUUUUGUGGGUUCUUCCGAGGAUGUUGUAGUCGUAAUGAUUUGUGCAGUCCUUUGAGAUAUUUGUGAUUUGGGGCUAUGUAAAUAAACAUUGAUUGAUUGACAUCAUUCUUGUGAUAGUCCAGCUCACUCUUCAUGUACAUCAUUCUUGUGAUAGUCCAGCUCACUCUUCAUGUACAUCAUUCUUGUGAUAGUCCUGCUCAUUCUUCAUGUACAUCAUUCUUCUGAUAGUCCUGCUCACUCUUCAUGUACAUCAUUCUUCUGAUAGUCCUGCUCACUCUUCAUGUACAUCACAUCACCUUUGUGGUCUUUAGUUUGAAGAUGACUCUCUUCUACAUUUCAUGCCACAUUUGACUUUGUAGAGAACACAUUUCAUUUUCUGCCUCCUCAAUAAAGACAAACAUAAUGUUUGAAAAA